Hibiscus syriacus is the source of this 950-nucleotide messenger RNA. RefSeq lists its product as uncharacterized. The transcript is spliced from 2 exons. Bases 166 to 540 code for a protein of 124 amino acids. Lineage: Eukaryota; Viridiplantae; Streptophyta; Magnoliopsida; Malvales; Malvaceae. The record is from RefSeq and is a predicted model, not a curated record.
GGAUCGUUCGAUUGGGCGCGCGGUUACUCAAACGUUCGAUAAAGAAGGAGGCAAACCAGUCCUUUAAAUGGUGUUUUCACUCAACUUUCUAAAAUCCUCUUAUUCAUUGAUCACCUAAAAGAAAAAGGGCAAUUCUUCUUUUGUUUUCUGCGUUCUUCUACUCGGAUGGUUGGGUUUUUCUUUGGUCAUUUUCUGCAGCGUCGCUCCCAAAUCAUAUUGGGACGCUGCCUGAGAGAUCUGAGAGUUGAAUUGGCUCGGAGGCGAAGGCGUAAUAAGCGUACGUUGGAAUCUUUGGGAGCGUGGGAAGCUGCGGUUGCAGUGACGGGGGAGCAAAACCGCCGGAUUAGAGUGGGAAUGAGGCGACAGUGUGUUGUCGAUUCCCUUACUAAUUUGUUGAUUCACCACUGUCUCCUUGAGGUGGAGAACGAUCCUUCGAUGAGGGACGCUUUCCAAAGAAUCGACGCCGAGAAUCUCAACCUGCGGAACUUCGCUGACAUGAAUCCACCUCGACCUUUUCCAGGUCGCCGCCGCCGCCGAUGAUUGCCAUUAGUAGUUGUGAUCGUCGAGUCAGUCUAGAGAGUUUUCGGUAGGGAUAAAUUAAAUUUUAGUCCCUAAAUUUUAUUUAUAUUAAUUCGUAAAUUUAGAUUUUUUUUUAUCUAUUUUCAAUCCUAUUAAUGAUGUGCCACCUUGAUAUUGUGUACCAUGAGUGCCAUAUCCAUUAACAGGAUUAAAAUAAGUAAAAAAACCUAAAUUUAAGGUUAGUAUAAAUAAAAAAAAUCAAGGAUCAAAUUAAAAAGAUUACAAAAUUUUAGGAUUUAAAAUAAUUUAUCCCUUCUCUAUCCCGUUCUUACGUUUACUGUCUGACUGUCUUUUAAUAAAAUAUAAGGUGCCGAUGAGUCCUUAGCUGCACAGCAGGGAGAGGCUACGGUACUUUAAAGUAACCGGUUCAA